This is a messenger RNA of Symbiodinium sp. CCMP2592, 786 nucleotides long. The record is from the annotation of a GenBank genome assembly. Lineage: Eukaryota; Dinophyceae; Suessiales; Symbiodiniaceae.
AUGGACAAGAUCAGUCUUGUCCACCUCGUCAACGACGAGUGCUUCGGUGGGGUGCUCUUCACUUCCCUGAUCAAGCUCGGGUUCUGCAUGGACACCACCCCGGACUGCGUGAGAAGCUACCUCACGAUGUGGAGAGUGUCUCUGGAAACUGCGACCGAGUCAGUGGAGCGACUCCAGGACUGGCUGGCCGAAACAAGCUCAUGGAACUUGUUCGAGCUGCACAUCGGCACGGUGGAGUCUCACAUGAGGCAUCGGUACAACCUAGCCCUCUCUACGGAGGAGUACUCCUCCUUGGGCGUGCUGGGGCAUACUGUUACGGGCUGCCUCGCUCUGGCGGAUGCCAGGAAAGCCCCGUGGUCCGAGCACUUCAUCGACAACAGUCCUGGUCUCACGGUAGCCCGCGCGCAGGAGACGUGUCGCAGCAUCUGUGGGAAGAGCCAGGACGAGCGGGGAAGGGCUUGGUCUUCGCACGCCCUCUUACCGCUGAGACAGGAAGGCCUUCUCGACGGCUACCCCUGCUUCUGCUCUGGCUUCACAGAGGGGGUGCCGGGCAACUGCUCCAAGCCGGGCUUCGUUCCCCUGCGAUCGCUGCCGCGGCGUGGCAUUUCGCCCCUUUCCUCCUUCAGCGUGCUAUCGCAAGCGACUGCGAUACUGCCACGCCUUGAUGCGGAGGCCCCAGUCUUCGUGACGAUGGUCUUUGGGAAGAUGGCGAAGCACCUCGAGCCCUUUUCGAAGCGAGUUAGGAGCCUCGAAAUGCCGAACGUGGUGGUCUUUGCUCUGGAUGCU